GCAGCAGAGAGAGACGGCCGAAGACUCACAGAGACUCACAGAGACUCACAGAGACUCACAGAGACACUGAAGUCCUUCUGUUGACUCUGAUCUCACAGCAGCAGUUCAGACACCGUCAGACAGGUGGACUCAGGAGGACUCAGGAGGACUCAGGAGGACUCAGGAGGACUCAGGUGGACUCAGGUGGACUCAGGAGGACUCAGUUGGACUCAGGUGACACAGCUCUCUCCUCUGAUGAUGGACGACUACACUCUUCCCUUCUGGAUUUACCUGGGCGUUCUGACCGUGUUUGUGGGUGGUGCCAUGAAGAAGAUCGUGGCAUCCCACCUGAGCACGGCGCCGACCCUGGUGGCCUGGCUCGGAGCCACGGUUCUGGUGGAGCGGCUCUGGGCAUUCUGCCUGCCGGCCGUGCUGCUGUUGGCACUGCUCGGUUUCGCCUGCUGCCUCUACUCGGCCCGGACCGGCCCGCCGCCCGCCAACCUGCCCGCCCACGGGAAGGCCGUCUUCAUCACAGGCUGCGACUCUGGUUUCGGUAACGCCACGGCGAAGCAUCUGGACUCUCUGGGCUUCGAGGUUUUCGCCACAGUGUUGGAUCUGAGUGGAGACGGAGCGCGAGAGCUGCAGAGGAGCUGCUCGACCCGACUCACCCUGCUGCAGGUGGACAUCACCCAGCCGCAGCAGGUCCACCAGGCCCUGCUGGACACCAAGGCCAAGCUGGGCCUCAAAGGUCUGUGGGGUUUGGUGAACAACGCUGGUGUGUGUGUGAACUUUGGAGAUGCUGAACUCUCUCUGAUGUCCAACUUCCGCGGCUGCAUGGAGGUGAACUUCUUCGGGACGCUGAGCAUCACCAAGAGCUUCCUGCCGCUGCUGAGACACAACAAGGGACGGAUAGUCACCAUAUCCAGCCCCGCAGGCGACCAGCCGUUUCCCUGCCUGGCGGCGUACGGAGCGUCCAAAGCCGCUCUGAACCUCUUCACCAACACGCUGAGGCACGAGCUGGAGCCGUGGGGAGUCCGAGUGUCCACCAUCCUGCCAUCGUCCUACAGAACAGGUCGCUCCAGCAACGCCGCCUACUGGGAGCAGCAGCACAAGCAGCUGCUGCAGGGCCUGUCUCCGGCGCUGCUGGAGGAGUACGGCGAGGACUACGUGGACGAGACCAAGGAGCUGUUCCACAGCUACGCCAGCCAGGCCAGCACCGACUUCAGCCCCGUGGUGGACACCAUCGUCCAGGCGCUGCUAGCGCCGCAGCCGCGGCCGCAGUACUACGCUGGGCCGGGCGUCGGCCUCAUGUACUUCAUCCACACCUACUGUCCCUUCAGCCUCAGCAACUGGCUGCUGCAGCGGCUGUUCGUCAAGAAGAAGCUGAAGCCGCGAGCGCUGAGGAAAGAGUCGGGCUUCGAGCUGAACCUCAGCCUCCUGAACAACAACAACAACGAGGAGAAGCUGCAGUAGACGGACGGCAGCUUCACCUGCAGAUAGAGGACCACCGCACUCAUAGAGCUGUACCUGUUCUGUAUGUCAAACUGUUGAAGGGAUCAUAGUGAUGCACCAAAAGGUUUCUGUUUGUCUGACCAGCAGGGGGCACCGCUCCAGAACACUUCACCUGGACUGUCCAAACACACAGAGGCUCACACUGAAUCAUGUGCCUUCAUCUCCAAACACCAGCAGAGCACCAGACACGGAGGAUCCAGCAGCAGCAGCAGCAGCGCCGUUAGCAUCAUACUAAGCUAACAGAACCACUACCAGCCGGGUGUUAUUUCAGUUUAGGGCCUUAAAGAUUUUAAGUACCAUUGUCAGGGAGGGUAUGAAUAUACAAAGAGGCUUCAACAACCAAUCAGGAUCAGAGUUCAGACACCUCAGUCCUCGACCAAUCACAGCUCCCCGUCUGCAGCAGCAGGUGUGAUGCCACUGGAGGGCGGAGCCGUCUCCUUCCUGUGGUUAUAGUCUCUGUGCUCCUAUUGGUCAGUGAUGUCAUUAUACAAACACAGAGAAGGUGCAGCACCAAUGAUUGUCCUCUGUGAUGUCAGCGUAUCAACAACACUUCGUCUUCUUACAGCUUCUUAUAACAUUUAAAAAGUUCCACAGUUGAAGUUAAAAACUCAAAACAGCAAAGUUCUAACAAACUAAAUGUUUAUUUCUGAUUUUCUGUUGAAAUGAGUUGAUUCUAAUCUUCAAAUUUAGU
Molecule: messenger RNA, 2182 nt
Organism: Stegastes partitus (bicolor damselfish)
Lineage: Eukaryota; Metazoa; Chordata; Actinopteri; Pomacentridae
Gene: hsd11b2
Product: hydroxysteroid (11-beta) dehydrogenase 2
Exons: 5
Coding region: 235-1452 (405 amino acids)
Biological process (GO): glucocorticoid metabolic process
Cellular component (GO): intracellular membrane-bounded organelle
Molecular function (GO): 11-beta-hydroxysteroid dehydrogenase (NAD+) activity
Source: RefSeq, a predicted model, not a curated record